AUGAGGAUGAAGGAGUGGAUUCUUCAUGGAACCAAACAGAGGGGUGCUGGAGCUCUGUCUUGGAAGAUGCCGAAGCCUUCUUGGAGCUAUCUUGGGGCCCUGCUCGUGGCUGUGCUGUUUCAGGCCUCAGUGGAAGUUCAUGGUUGGUGCCUGCAGGCCAACAACUGUAGAGAUGGCAAGGCAGAAGAUGGUCUAGUGGAAUGCAUCAAAUCCUGCAAGAUGGACCUCUCAGCUGAGUCACCUGUAUUCCCAGGCAACGGCCAAUAUGAGCCACUCUCAGAAAACAUCCGAAAAUAUGUCAUGAGCCACUUUCGCUGGAACAAGUUUGGACGAAGAAAUAUCAGCAGUGGCAGCAUCAGCAGUGAUGGUGGAAAUGUGGGUCAAAAGAGACAGGAGCUAAUGCAGGGAGACUUCCUGGACAUGCCCCCUCCAGGAGUCUGGGGAGAAGAUGAAGAGAUGCAAGGAGAAGGUCUGCCGUUGAGCCGAAAAGCCAGAGAAUUGCAGAACAAAAGGUCCUACUCCAUGGAGCACUUCCGCUGGGGGAAGCCUGUGGGUAAAAAGAGGCGUCCUGUGAAGAUCUAUCCCAAUGGGGUGGAAGAAGAAUCUGCAGAGUCCUAUCCCGUGGAAAUCAGAAGGGAUCUCCCCAUGAAGAUUGAUUUUCCUGAGGUUCCUGAGCUAGCCAUUGAUGAAGAGGAGGCAGCCAAAGAAGUGUAUGAAGAAAAAGUAAAAAAAGAUGGAGGGGGCUACAAGAUGGAGCAUUUCCGGUGGGGUACCCCUCCCAAGGAUAAGCGGUAUGGCGGCUUCAUGGUCUCUGAGAAGAGCCAUACCCCUCUCAUGACACUCUUCAAAAAUGCCAUCAUCAAGAAUGGCUACAAGAAGGGUCAAUGAGGGAAGAGCUAGGGGGAGGGAUAGCCCUGGCUUAUCUAAAAGGAAGGCAGCCCCCCACGGCCCUUCUUCUCCCUCUCCUUCCCCAUGCAUUCCUGUCUCCUAUUUCCCAGGCUUGGGGUGCUACA
This is a messenger RNA of Gracilinanus agilis (Agile Gracile Mouse Opossum), 1013 nucleotides long. RefSeq names its product proopiomelanocortin (gene POMC). Lineage: Eukaryota; Metazoa; Chordata; Mammalia; Didelphimorphia; Didelphidae. Gene Ontology annotation, molecular function: hormone activity. Gene Ontology annotation, cellular component: extracellular region. The record is from RefSeq and is a predicted model, not a curated record. Bases 1 to 888 code for a protein of 295 amino acids. The transcript has 3 exons.